This is a messenger RNA of Polyodon spathula (Mississippi paddlefish), 2235 nucleotides long. Its product is annotated as bile acid receptor-like. Bases 405 to 1838 code for a protein of 477 amino acids. The transcript has 12 exons. The record is from RefSeq and is a predicted model, not a curated record. Gene Ontology annotation, molecular function: nuclear receptor activity; RNA polymerase II cis-regulatory region sequence-specific DNA binding; bile acid binding. Gene Ontology annotation, biological process: bile acid signaling pathway; positive regulation of transcription by RNA polymerase II; negative regulation of inflammatory response. Lineage: Eukaryota; Metazoa; Chordata; Actinopteri; Acipenseriformes; Polyodontidae.
UCUCCCUCUUUCUUUGACCCUGGACUUAACAUGACAGCUAUUGCUGAGCCUGGGACAAGUGACCACCAACAAUUACUGAUAAUAUUUGAAAAAAAAAAAAAAACUGAUUAUUCAAGCACAGAUGGGAAAGAAGAGCUCUUUGGAUACUCCAUUGCAGUAGCUGUGGAUCAUAUUUUAUAAACUUGGAUAUCAUCAAUCAAUAAUUAUUUUAAGCGCCCUGUUCAGAUUGGCAGUUAUGGGAACACAUUAUAUAUAAAGGUUGUUCAUGACACAGUUAUUAAACUACAGAAGAUGAAGGCCAUCGUUUAGUACAUGUUAGUCCCACGUGGUCCCAUACAAUCAACCAAAGACUUUAUUUGGCAAAGGACUUUUGUUCUUUUUUUUGACCUGUUAACAAGAUCUGAAUGAAUGUGUGGAUGGGGUCAGAUAUAAAUGUGUUGGGGCAGCUCCAGAUGCCCGCCAGUGAUGGCUUUUCUUUGUCUGAAAACUCUCAGUUCUUUGAUUUGCUGACUGAACAAGACAGCCCUCUGAUGCAUGAUCCAGAUGUGCUGUCUUUCCCCAGCUAUCCCAGCAUGCAAUUCUCUCCCGUACAGCCACCCAUGGCCUCACCACCUUACUACUCCAACCACAAUUACUACCAACAGUACCCUGAGGAGUGGUACUCCACUUCUGGAAUUCAUGAACUGAGGAAACUGCCCUGUGAGAACAGAUAUGAAAAGGGGAUAGAAGAAGGGAUUACACCUGUGUGCAAGAGGUCAAGACAGGGACUUCAUGCAGGGCGGAUAAAGGGGGAUGAACUAUGUGUAGUUUGUGGGGACAAGGCCUCUGGAUACCAUUACAAUGCACUUACUUGUGAGGGAUGCAAAGGUUUCUUUAGGAGGAGUAUCACAAAGAAUGCAGUGUACAAAUGUAAGAAUGGCGGGAACUGUGAGAUGGACAUGUACAUGAGGAGGAAGUGCCAGGAGUGUCGACUCAGGAAGUGCAAGGAGAUGGGAAUGCUCGCAGAAUGUUUGUUAACAGAGAUACAGUGCAAGUCAAAGAGACUAAGAAAAAAUACCAAGCUGUCAUCUGAUGAGUGUGUCAGGGAAGAGACUGAUGGUGCUGAUGCCAAGCAGGUCACAUCCACAACAAAACCUUCAAAGAAGGUUGAACUCACCCAGGAACAGCUAAGCCUCCUCAAUUACAUCCUUGAUGCCUACAACAAGUAUCGCAUUCCGCUAGACAUGGCCAAAAACCUUCUUCAAGAGCAAUUCAGUGCUGAUGAAAACUUUAUUUUGCUCACUGAAAUGGCUACAAGUCAUGUGCAAGUACUGGUGGAAUUUACAAAAAGGCUUCCAGGAUUCCAGUCUCUGGACCACGAGGACCAGAUUGCUUUGUUAAAGGGCUCUGCAGUAGAAGCAAUGUUCCUUCGAUCUGCACAGAUAUUUAACAGGAAGCUGCCGCAUGGGCACAGUGAGAUGCUGGAGGACAGGAUUCGGAAGAGCGGUAUAUCAGAUGAAUACAUCAACCCAAUGUUCAAUUUCUACAAAAGCGUUGGAGAGUUGCAGAUGACUCAGGAAGAGCAUGCUCUUCUAACAGCCGUAACUAUCCUGAGUCCAGAUCGUCCAUUUGUGAAGGAUGUAUUGUCUAUAGAAAGACUUCAGGAGCCUAUGCUUGAAGUUCUGCACACGUUCUGCAAGCUGCACCACCCACACAACCCCCAGCACUUUGCUCGUCUACUGGGGCGCCUGACUGAACUACGGACAUUAAACCACCACCACACAGAAAUGCUGAUGUCAUGGAGAGUGAAUGACCACAAAUUCACACCCCUGCUCUGUGAAAUCUGGGACAUGCAGUGAAGCCUGCGGGACCUCUAUUUCCUUUAUUUUCAGUAUGAUUUUCAAUGAUGUUUUAAAACUACUGCUCUCUUUCUGUUAUCCUCAUACUGGGCCAAACAUGAACAGCAGAACAACCUGUAUUCAGUAGCUUUAAAAAAUCCACUGUGCAUUCUUAUUAGAAAACCUAGUGUUUGACUGGCGGGGAUGGUGGUGAACGCCACUUCAACCAAACCAGAACUGUCAUUCCAUUAGCACCCCCUUCUGGAACAAACACAAAACUGCAGUUCCUACUUUGAUAGACAAAUACAACCUGUGAAAGACAUUGAAAAUUGGUUUACCAAAUCACACCUAAGCCAAUUCAGCUGUAUAAUAUGCUUGUACAGAACUGUACAUUAUAUAUAUAUAUAAUAUAUAUAUA